AGUUGGAUGGUUGGAGGUACUUAUUGGAGUGCCACUCCUGGGGUGUAGGGGCACUUUCUCGUGCAGCAAAAAUGCUUUUUUGAAAAACGUGUGUCUAUGUCCCGGAGAUGUCCGACUAUCAGUACACUUCGAAAGAAGAACUUGAAAAAGAAGAGGUUUUGCUGAAAAGCAUCAAAGAUAGACUUGUAGAUCAACUUCAAAGACUGAAGGUGGAAGAACUUGCUUUGCUAAGCAAUCCAUCAAACGUGUCUCAAACAGCUAAUUCAACAGGGUCAUAUUUCAGUAAAACAACGAUAGAGGGUGACACAAAUGCAUAUGAAGUGAAUGAGGAAAUAAAUUGUCUACCUCUCAUUGAUUUGACAGAUUCAGCGAGCAACACACUGAUCUUAAGUAGCCAACCUGGAGUGAAUGAAGAGGAAGAGGAGGAAGAUGAGACAUAGGAAUUAGUGAUGAUGGUCACAAAUUGUAUGUCAGAUUAUACCAUAAGAAAUAAGCAGAUCCUAUAUUACAAGAAAUGGAAGGACUUUAACUACCUCAUGGGUGUCAACUGGAGA
Dendronephthya gigantea is the source of this 554-nucleotide messenger RNA. RefSeq names its product snRNA-activating protein complex subunit 5-like. Gene Ontology annotation, cellular component: nucleus. The record is from RefSeq and is a predicted model, not a curated record. Lineage: Eukaryota; Metazoa; Cnidaria; Anthozoa; Malacalcyonacea; Nephtheidae. Gene Ontology annotation, biological process: transcription initiation at RNA polymerase III promoter; transcription by RNA polymerase II. The coding region runs from base 108 to 440 and encodes 110 amino acids. The transcript has 4 exons.